UUCCAGUGAGUCCUCACGCUCCAGGGGUGUGGUAAAUAGUUCCUGAAGAGAAGUAGAACGCUUCCAGAAAUUCUAGAAGUCAGUCGGGGUUUAGAAAACGUGACCGUGAAGACCAUUUUUGAAAUUUUAUUCGUAUUAAAGAUGGCUUUAGAAAUGUAUUUAGACCUUUUCUCACAGCCAUGUCGCUCGGUGUAUAUCUUUGCCAAGAAAAACAACAUUUCUUUUGAUUUUAUGAAGGUUUCGCUUUUGGAAGGAGAGCAGUAUGGAGAAGAGUUUGGGAAGAUCAACAUGAUCAGGAAAGCUCCUGCAAUCCGAGAUGGAGACUUCUGCUUGGCUGAAAGCAUUGCCAUCAUGAAGUAUCUGGCAGAGAAGUACCAGACCUCAGACCACUGGUAUCCAGCCGAUCUGCAAAAGCGUGCCCGUGUCAAUGAAUACCUGUCCUGGCAGCACAUGGGCAUACGUAUGCAUGGCUCAAAGAUGUUUUGGCUCAGGCUCUUGAUUCCAAAGAUCAUGGGUGUGGAGGUCCCCAAGGACAAGAUGGAUGGAGCCCUGGAGGACCUGGAAGGCUCUCUGAAACUCAUUGAAGAAAAGUUCAUUGGGGACAAGCCCUUUAUCGCAGGAGACCAGAUCUCCUUGGCCGACCUGGUGGCCAUUGUUGAGAUCAUGCAGCCUGUCGGUUCCGGCUUGGAUGUGUUUGAGGGAAGACUUAAGCUAAGUGCCUGGCGAGACAGGGUUCAGGCGGAGAUCGGGAAGGAGCUGUUCGAUGAGGCUCACCGGGGGAUUCUUGCGUCCCAGGAAAUGGUCAAGAAUAUGGACAGCAGCAAGAUGCAGGUCUUCAAACCCAAGAUCUUGAGAUUCUUCCUCUGAAUGCUCCAAUGACAGUGCAGAGGAAUUGAAAUGAAGCUGGUCCUCAGAGAAAUAAUCAAACUGUUAGUUAGCCACUAUGCAGCAUGUAACAUAACAGUGUAACAUAAUAACAAAAACAUCUACAUUUCCUCUAUGGAAAACAGUUCCUGUUAGAAUAAAAAAAUUAAUGUAUGUAAUUGUCACUAAUGUUCUAAAAAGCUGUUUUUACCUUUCACUGUUUUUGAUUGACUGAAUACCGUAUCGAAUUCAGACAACCAGGUUUAACGUUUGCAAACAAUAUAUUAUCUGUUUCAAAGUUGA
This is a messenger RNA of Salvelinus sp. IW2-2015, 1167 nucleotides long. RefSeq names its product glutathione S-transferase theta-3. The record is from RefSeq and is a predicted model, not a curated record. Gene Ontology annotation, biological process: glutathione metabolic process. Gene Ontology annotation, molecular function: glutathione transferase activity. Lineage: Eukaryota; Metazoa; Chordata; Actinopteri; Salmoniformes; Salmonidae. Gene Ontology annotation, cellular component: cytoplasm.